Molecule: messenger RNA, 1597 nt
Organism: Lacerta agilis (Sand lizard)
Lineage: Eukaryota; Metazoa; Chordata; Lepidosauria; Squamata; Lacertidae
Gene: CD37
Product: CD37 molecule
Exons: 9
Coding region: 15-1031 (338 amino acids)
Cellular component (GO): membrane
Source: RefSeq, a predicted model, not a curated record
AACUCAAUGGAAGAAUGUGUGGGACUGUUUUAUCACAUGGAACCAGUUGUCAGCCGCAAUGGGUGUUAUCAGUGAGGCCUGGAUCAGGGUUGGGUGUGGAGGAGAGGCCUCCAUUCUCUCUGCUUACUCCUUCCUUUCCCCCACCUCAACCAGCCCUGGAAUGGAACAGGCAACCCCAAGAUGACAGCCAACGUUUCCCCAGCAACCGAGACGGCACAAUGUCCCGCAAAGGUUGCAUCGCUGUCACAAAGUACUUCCUUUUCCUCUUCAAUUUCUUCUUCUUUCUCCUCGGGGGACUUCUGUUUAGCUUUGGCUUAUGGCUACUUUUUGACCGGGACAGUUUUGCGGCUGUUUUAGGGUCGGCGUAUUAUGCCCUCAAGAUCUGGUCCUAUAUUUUCUGUGGGGUCGGCAUCCUCACCAUGUGGAUGGGAUUCCUCGGAUGCCUGGGUUCCCUCAAGGAAAUCAAGUGUAUGCUAGGAUGUUACUUCGCCUUCCUGCUCCUUCUCUUCCUGGCUCAGAUCAUCAUUGGAAUCUUGGUAUAUUCUCAGAGCAAAACGCUCAACACAAAGGUUGGUGUCUAUGUCACAGAAAUAAUUGAGAACUAUGGGACAUAUAAUCCGUCCACGGAUGAGGAGGAGAGCUGGGAUUAUGUGCAGAUGCAGCUCCAGUGUUGCGGAUGGACCAUCUCCAAUGACUGGAUGGAGAACAGCAUAAUAAAGAACUCCUCUUACCGCCUCUAUCCCUGCUCGUGCCGCGGCAAUGUCUCUCAGCCUGAGCUAGGGAACAGCACCACCACUGCCCCCACCGCCAGGCCGAAGAUCGCAGGCUUCUGUAACUCUUACGGGCAGCCGUGGUCUGUCUAUGAGAUGGGCUGCAUGGACGGCGUCCAGACCUGGAUCACAAAUAACAUCGUCACCAUUGUGGGGAUCAGCCUUGGGAUUGCGCUCUUGGAGCUCUGCCUCAUGACGCUAUCGAUGUUUCUGUGUAGGACCAUCGGGCCCAACUAUGACAAGCUCACUCGCUAUUCCUAGGAGGAGAAUCGCCACUUCCCAGAGUUCCAGACUUUAUAGGGGAAUCCAUCCCUUUAAAUUCAAAACUUUCCGCUUCAGGGCUGCAAGGUGCCUAUGGAGAUUCUCUACCUAACCUUUCCUUGCACAGAGCUAGGAUUGGUUCUACCAUAACCUUGGUAAAAGAAAUUAAACUUUCAGGAGUUGCAGGUGUUGGAAGAAUCCAUUACAAUACCCUGCAGAACUCUUCAUACAGCAAAGCAGAUGAUUUAGCCCUCAAAUCAUCUCCCAAGACCAUAAGCUUAUCCAUUCCGAAAUUUGAUGUAAAAAUGCCAAAAGAUUUAUUCCCGACGUUUUUCUGAUUAUUUUGGCUCUUGAGUGUCAGUUCGUGACAUCCAAGGCUUCAGCGCUGUUUGGCAGAAUAAAGAGUUCACUGCCAGACUCGAAUGGAUUACAAAACAUAACUUGGAAAGCGAAUGUGUGUUUUUGAAGUUUUUGGUUUUUUUUACUACUAAUAACAACCACCAUAACAAUUCUAUUGACUAUUCCGUAAAAUUCCUUAAUAAGCUUGUUUCGGAAUUAAUCCUGCA